Molecule: messenger RNA, 2605 nt
Organism: Haliotis rubra (blacklip abalone)
Lineage: Eukaryota; Metazoa; Mollusca; Gastropoda; Lepetellida; Haliotidae
Product: RING finger protein 32-like
Molecular function (GO): protein binding
Source: RefSeq, a predicted model, not a curated record
UUUGACUUCCGGUAUGAUGAGCUCCGGUAUCAAAACACAGUAACAAUGGACCUAAAGUCACACAAAACGUCAAAGGAUCGACACACAAAGGGUGGUAGUGACAGUCUGGCACUGACUGCUGUAGCACUACAAGAUCACUGGUCACGGAUGCUGUCACUAGGGGCAACCCGAGGACCCCGCAGUAUAGGGCUAGGUCCAGCUGCUAGGGCCAAGCAGAAGAAAGAUGUCAGGCCUGUAAUUGACACAGGGAGAUUUCGUCAAAAAGCAAAGAAACCCACUGAAGCAGAAGAGGAAGUGGAAUAUGUCUUAGAUUCCAAACCUCCACCACUGACAUUGGCACAGAAGUUUGGACUCGUGGAUGCACCGGACCAGCCACUGUCAGAGGCUGAGUGGAAACAUGUCAAGGAAAAGUCUAACAACCGAGAUGACUCUCAUCAGCCCUGUGUUAUCUGUAAAGAAGACUUUGGACUUCAGGAACAGGUUUUGCUUUCCUGCACCCAUGUAUUUCACCGGGCAUGUCUACAAGCUUUCGAGAGGUUCACUGGUAAGAAGACCUGCCCCAUGUGUCGACGUGAGCAGUACCAGACCAGACUCAUACAUGAGGGGGCCAAGCUUCACAGAGUCACCUGUGCAGUCAGGAUUCAAGCAGCAUGGCGAGGCUAUGUUGUUCGAUGUUGGUAUCGUAAACUGAGGGAGACACAUCCACCCACUGAUCCCAAACUCAGAAAGAAAUUCUUUGAGGAGAAGCUGCAGACAAUCACAGACCGAAUGGUGAGAUCAUGUGACUUUAAUGUCGGGGACUUCUUGUCGGAGAUUGACAGGAGUCUGAAAGCCAGUCGUGAUGUGUUUCGCAACUUUGACGCAAUGUUCACCCAGAUCACAGAGGAGGAAUGGGACAAGAUUCAGCUGAAGGCUGUCGAGAGAGGUCACGGUGACUGUCCUAUCUGCCUGACAUCACUCAAGACCCAAGGACUUACAGCUGAGACUCAAGAUGCCAAAACUGUAACACCAAAAGCAACAAAAUCUCACAGAAAAAAAGAAAACCCAUUACUGAAACUUCAGAACUAUUCCUUGUCCAAAUCAAAACCUGGAAAUAUUCAAAACAGCGUGUGCAUGAACAGUGUUGAGACCUUAACUUCUAGAGUGACUGAUUCUUCCCAGGCUGAACCUGAAGCAGGUCCUGGAGGUGACAGGAGCAGUCGGACCACCGUGUUGUUGUCCUGUUCCCACGUGUUCCACGAGACAUGUCUGGACAUGCUGGAGCACCUGGCGAUAGGGGAGAUCAAGAAGACGUGUCCAGUGUGUCGUACAGCGUACCAGAAGAAAGUCAUACAUCUUGCAUGACAAAGUCAGGGGUGGACAACUUGAACUAAAUCACUUUUCAUUUCAGACUAGUUCAUACAAUUUUCCAGGAAUAUUUUUGCCACUGUUGCCGAAGCAGCUUAAUAUAAAAGAUAUAUACACAGUUUACAGAACAGUCAAUAUUUAAUGUGUGAUAUUUAUUGUCAUAUGACCGAUUGUCUUACGAACCUUUACCCAAUCUACCUGUUGCCCGGACGGCUUUAUAUCGCAUGAGACGAGAAUAGUGUCCUGUGAUCUUUGUACAUGUUGAUUAUUGAAUGUGUGAUAUUUAUUGUAAGAUGAUGGGUUGCAAAACAAAGUCUGUGUUUGCCAAAAUAUGUCUUUCUUCCAUUCCUGGAUGCCAAAGAUAGAGCAGUAAAAAGCUCAAUAUGUAUGAACAUGAACAUAAAUGAAAAUGUCAUUUUAUGAAUAUAACUUCAGUGUUUGCUUUAAUACAUGAAAGGUUCAAAUCUGUAAAAUCAUCGCACAGUGUCUGUUGCCCGUUAUCCAUCCAGCAAAGAGGUUGUGUGUUCCAUUUCCCCUUACAGGACAAAGUCUGUGAAAUUGAAACUUUGUAGUGAUGAUCCCAGAAUUUGUGUACCUGAAAUAUCUCUGUGGAAAACCGUUGUGCUUUUCUUCAUUGCCACCACAGGCGUCAAACAUUAGUUCACCCGAAUGAAAUUUAAGUGACCUUAUGUCAGUCUCAUUGCAUUUUUGGCAUCCCCUAGAAGGCCUUCAAGGAUUAAAGUGUGCAUGACUGAUCCAAGCUAUGUUUGUAAAAUAGUCACAGAAUUAAAGGCAUCCUUGAUGAACUACGAUCUUCACGGGUCAGGUAGGCAAGAUGAGAUGACAUAUUGCAUGGAUGGUAAUUGCUCUUGUUAAUGAGUUAUUUUAUGUAUACUGAAAUUAUACAGCAACAAUGCAAAAACUGUGUUCUGAAUCUUUCAUUACUUCCGUCAUGAAAAACUACAUGACUUGCAGAUAGGGAACAUAAGCAUGGCCUGUGAGCAUAGCAGGGAUACUGUGAGCAUAGCAGUGACAUGAAAUCUAUGUACCUGCCUUUAAUUGGGUAGCAGCAGAUGUAUCAUCAAUACAUAGUAACUGAAAGUUUAGUAGAACUGCAUUUCACAAAACAGAUGGCUGUCAAAGUAGUAAAAAUGAAGUGCCUUUUUCCUCUCAUUGCAAUACAUGAAGGACAAGAGACAUUAUUGUGAUAAUAUCUGUUUAUUAUGUCUUGAAGAUGCAUUAAAUACAUAUUAAAAUA